Messenger RNA from Benincasa hispida (wax gourd), 438 nucleotides. The record is from RefSeq and is a predicted model, not a curated record. Lineage: Eukaryota; Viridiplantae; Streptophyta; Magnoliopsida; Cucurbitales; Cucurbitaceae.
AUGGAGAAAGAAAGAGGACUGCUCGAAGCUGGGGUUGUGAACCAGCCACUGCCUUUAGAGAACGGAGAGGAGGAAACAUCAAGGAGAAGCGCUCUGACAAUCUUGGAUCCUAAGGAAACUGCUAACGCAGAGUCCUAUGAGAGACCCAUCAGGGUCGCUUUGGAGGAAGUGGUGACGGAGAAGCAGCCUGAAGUGGCUGAAGAGAAGAAGAAGAAGAAGAAGAUCAAAGAGAAGAAGGCUGAAGGAGAUGAGGAAGCCCAUUUAAUCAAGAAGAAGGAAAGGAGGACAGAUGAGAAGAAGGAACACAGACGGGAGGAGAGGCGCUUGAAGAAAGAGGAAGAGAGGAGAAAGAGGGCUGAGAGCCCAGAACUGGACGAAGAAUCCACCUCCGUAAGGGGGGAUAAGAGGGAGUCAGCGCAACUGAGAGAAUCAGUGUAA